GUCGUCUUCAGGGUGGGUGACAAGGUCCGCGUGCGGGGGUCUGAGUCCGGCCGGUGGCUUGACGCGGUGGUCACCUCUGUCAGUCCCCUUGAGGCCAAGGAGAGCGACUACGACUGGAGGAAUCCGAAGGAGUGGCGAUUCAUCGAGCACGCCAAGGCGAGGCCAAAAGGCGGUCGCCUGGACAUCGACGAGGAGACGCACUAUCGACUCUUCAUGUCCGUGGUAGCGGGCAAGUUUGGGGAUGACGGCGAGGACGAAUCCUUCUACCGGGGGGACUUCUUCACGACGCCCUCGCGCGCAGGCCCGUGGUGAUCCAUGCCCCUCUGAGGAGGCGGUGAUACGGAACAUGGCGAGCUUGAUGCACCGCGUACGCAGCCUGAGCGUGGGGGACUGGACGCUCUUCCCAUGCGGCUGGACAGGGCACGCGGUGUACUGCGAGAUAGCGCGUGAGGGGGGCUCCGAUGGCGCGAGGCUGUACACGUUGAGUAUCUUCAACAGCGGUGACGGUGCGGGCUUUCACUAUUCUAUCAGCCACGACGGCUUCGCCCGGAAGUAUUCGCCGACGUUGAUCUAUUCGUCCGUGCCUGAGGACGUGCUGCUCCACCCAACACAGGUGCGGCUGAUCAUCGAAAUGGGGAGCACGUACACUUCAAUCGACGGGGGCAAGGUCACGUCUAGCCCCGAGAGCAUGUACGAGACAGCCCUCGGCCGCUUGGACCCCUGGCUCGACGAGGUGCGCUCCACUACUGUGAUGAUGGACAGCCAGGCUGGCGGGACAUGCAUGGUCACCGGCCUGCAUCACAUGGUGCACUUCAAGCUGAGGGAGCGGAUACCCCCCGACGAGCAGGAGGACGUGGGGCGGACCAUCGAGCACGCGCUGCAGCUGUCCGCGCUGACCUGGUUCUCCCGCGAGGCUCUCAAGAAGAGGGUGGAGGACGUGCUGCCAUCGCUGGAGGACUUCAAGGACGGCGACGAGAACGGCCCGUUGCCCAUUCCCGCGGCAUCUUUCUACCAGCUGGCACGCAGAAAGAACUUGCUGGAGACGGCUGCGCGGCAGGUCCUUAUGCACGACGAGAAGGACAGCUUAACGAACCGCGUAGCAAAGCCAUUCUUCGAAUGGAUCCGCAGGGACCCCACGCCCGUGCCGAGAGAUUUGCACGACACGUUCGGCACAGGGGAGGCCGCAAGCCAGUCCUUCGAGGAGACGAGCUUCGAGCAGCCCCUGAUCGAGCGCGGCACGAACGUGCCAGCCUCAGAGAGGACGUGCAGUUUUUUCCCCUCGGCGCUGACCCCAGAGCUGCGCGCCGCACCCGAGAAGCAGUUGCAGGCGAUCGCCGAGAUGUCGCUGGAUGUGAUCGACCGGUGCUUUGGCGAGACGUACGUCGACUGGUUAGCCGGCCGUCUUUUGGCACUGAAUUUCGAGCAGCUUCCUUCUGGGCAACAGCGGUGGCUCUCCUCCACGUUCUUCCAGCUGGCGGACCAGGUGCGCCGCUUUGGGGCCACCCAGCCCGCGGCCGACCACAUCCUGGCGCUUCGGAAGCUGAUCCUUGCGUAUCACGAGGCUGCGGCCAGCGCCGACAAGCUCAGGCUGCGGACUGAGCUUCAUGGCGCCCCCAGCCUGGAGCAGUUCAGCACUCUCUCGCUGCAAAUGGAGCCCGUCGAGACGGCCCAGAAUCUUCUGUACGGGUCCACGGGCCAGAUUCCGUUGCCAGAGCCGCACGGCGAGGAGUACUUGUAUGUCGUGGCCGCUGCGGAGAAGGAGGAAGCGGAAUCGACGCCUCGCAAUAAGUUGAAGAUGUUGUGCAGCGCGUACUUGCACAUGCCCACAAGCGGCGUUCAGCUGAAAAACAUGGAGGGGACCGAGCGGGGCCCUGACGGGAACGUCGGGAAAAAGCUUUCGGAAAGUUGGCAGAAGACGUCGACGAAUUGGAACUUCAAGUCAGCCGAGCGCUACGUCAUUGAUUUCCUCGGCCAAGCCAAGGGCCAGAGAGGCUUCAGAUUGGCGGGUACGUGCGACGUGUGUAGAUCAAUCUCGCAGUGUGUCGAUGAGCCUGCGCGGGCCGCGGCCUGCGUUCUGUCGCAGAAAAUGAAGAUAGAGCCAGUGGGCAUCAGCGAUGACUUUUUCGUGAUGCGGAGAAUGCUGGCUGAGUUCCACCUGUUGGAGCACGCAGUUGCCCCGCGCUACGGUGGCUUCCAGCUCGCAGACGCACAGCCCAUUGAGAAGGACGAAUCGACAAAGAUAUCCA
This is a messenger RNA of Prorocentrum cordatum, 2246 nucleotides long. The record is from the annotation of a GenBank genome assembly. NCBI's taxonomy places the organism in Eukaryota, Dinophyceae, Prorocentrales, Prorocentraceae.